Messenger RNA from Clavispora lusitaniae ATCC 42720, 1077 nucleotides. It is a transcript of the gene HOM6, whose product is annotated as homoserine dehydrogenase. Gene Ontology annotation, biological process: L-homoserine biosynthetic process; aspartate family amino acid biosynthetic process. NCBI's taxonomy places the organism in Eukaryota, Fungi, Ascomycota, Pichiomycetes, Serinales, Metschnikowiaceae. The record is from RefSeq and is a predicted model, not a curated record. Gene Ontology annotation, molecular function: homoserine dehydrogenase activity; aspartate kinase activity; NADP binding.
AUGAAAUCCGUCAACGUUGCUAUUAUUGGGUCCGGUGUUGUUGGCUCGGCCUUCAUCAACCAAUUGAAGAACUUGAAGUUUCCGAUCAACUUAAAUGUUGUAUACUUGGCUAAGAACUCUAAAGAAGCCCUUUUCUCACAAGACUACAAACCUGUCGAUUUGGCUUCGUAUGAAACUGCGGUUACCCAGCCAACAUUAUCUUUAGAUGAAUUGACUAAAUUUUUGAAGGCUUCAGCAAAACCAUCUCUUUUGAUUGACAACACGUCCAAUGUCGCCAUUGCUGACUACUAUCCAACUUUCAUCAAGGAAGGUAUUUCCAUUGCCACACCAAACAAAAAGGCAUUUUCUUCUGAUUUGAAAACAUGGAAUGAGAUUUUCUCCAACUCUGCCGCUCCAGGAGGUGGUUUGGUUUACCAUGAAGCUACAGUUGGAGCAGCUUUGCCAAUCAUUGGUUCUUUGAGAGAUUUGGUUACAACCGGUGACAAAGUGCACAAGAUUGAAGGUAUUUUGUCAGGUUCAUUGUCCUUCAUCUUCAAUACCCUCUCUACAAGUGAGUCUUCAACCACUAAAUUUUCUGAUGUUGUUAAGACCGCCAAGGAAUUGGGGUACCUUGAGCCUGAUCCAAGAGAUGACUUGAACGGUAUGGACUUCGCUAGAAAAGUUACCAUUUUGGCAAGAAUUGCUGGUUUUGAAGUGGAAUCGCCAACCUCUUUUGCUGUUGACUCUUUAGUCCCUAAAGAAUUGGAAGCCUGUGCUACUGGUGUUGAAUUUUUGGAGAAGUUGCCUAACUUCGACGCUGAUUUCCAAAAGCGCAAGGAUGAUGCUCUCGCUGAAAACAAAGUCUUGAGAUAUGUUGGCCAAGUGGACUUCAAGGCAAAUAAGGUUUCCGUUGGAAUCGCCAAAUAUGAUUUUGACCAUCCAUUCGCUUCUUUGAAGGGUUCUGAUAACGUCGUUUCCAUCCAAACAGAACGGUAUGUGAACCCAUUGAUUAUUCAAGGUGCUGGCGCUGGAGCAGAGAUUACAGCCCAUGGAGUGUUGGCAGAUGCUUUGAAGAUUGCUGAAAGAAUUGCUCAGUAA